Molecule: messenger RNA, 564 nt
Organism: Durusdinium trenchii
Lineage: Eukaryota; Dinophyceae; Suessiales; Symbiodiniaceae
Source: the annotation of a GenBank genome assembly
AUGGUCCCUCCUGAUCGAUUGGCGGUGACCCUGUUGUAUCAGACCUCGAAGAAUAUCAGGAAGUUCAAGGAGGAGCAGCAGAAAGAGAUCGAGGCAACUGGACAGAAGCUGAGCCCAGACUUGGUAUAUUUGAAACAGUUUGUCGGCAACGCCUGUGGCACCAUCGCUUGCCUUCAUUGUCUUGGCAACAACUCUCAGGUGUUGGGCUUGUCUCCGGAGUCGCCCAUCGGCAAGUUCUUGGAGAACAUCAAGGGAAAGACGCCCAAGGAGGCGGGCUUGGCUUUGGUGGAUGCCACCGACUUGCACUCCGCCUCGGAGGCCAGCGCACGCGGCGGCCAAACCGCGGCGCCGGAGGCAACAGCUGAUGUGGAUGCGCACUUCAUUUGCUUCAUCGAGAAAGAUGGAGAUUUGUAUGAGCUUGAUGGCAACAAGGCCUUCCCGAUCAAUCACGGCCCCACGGCUGGGGAUCUGCUGGCCGCGGCCGCGCAAGUGAUCAAGGCCAAAUUCAUGGACCAGGAUCCGGAGAGUGUUCAUUUCAAUAUGAUGGCACUGGUCAAGAGCUGA